UUGAAUAAUGUUUUGAUCACUCCUUGUAAACAAACCAAAGUCAUAAUAUCUGUUCAAGGAAAUCAUAAUUUGUUAUACUUGUAUAGAAAAUGGCUAGGGAGCAUGGAGGAGGAUCUCCGAAACCCCACCAUUACAUAGAGGCUAAGAGAAAACGCCUUACCUACAUUUUUAUGGUCAGUAGCCUCUGUGUCCUGUUCUACAUCCUCGGCGUUUGGCAAGGCAAAACACCGGCUGUUGCUAACAAGUUUCAACGGUUAAACAACAACAACGACAACAAUAACAACAACAACAAUGGAAAGAUUGAGUGCACAUACAACGCGUCCCCUGAAGUUUCAAAACUAGGAACCAGUUCUCCUUCAACAGGAGUAGCAAAUCUAGACUUUGAAAGCCAUCAUCAAUUAGAAAUGAAUGAUACUGAUGAUGCAGCAGUGAAAGAGUUUCCGCCGUGUGACAUGUCUUUAAGUGAGUAUACACCUUGCCAAGAUCCUAGGAGGGGCAGGAAAUUUGACCGUUACAUGUUGAAGUAUAGAGAGCGACAUUGUCCUAGUAAAGACGAGUUGAUGCAAUGUCUAAUACCGCCUCCUCCAAAGUAUAAGACUCCUUUUAAGUGGCCUCAAAGCAGAGAUUAUGCUUGGUAUGAUAACAUUCCACACAAAGAGCUUAGUAUUGAGAAGGCUAUCCAAAAUUGGAUCCAAGUUGAAGGUGACCGUUUUCGGUUUCCUGGAGGAGGCACCAUGUUCCCUCGUGGUGCUGACGCAUACAUUGAUGAUAUUAAUAAUCUCAUUCCCCUUACUAACGGCAAGAUUCGAACUGCCAUUGACACUGGCUGUGGGGUUGCUAGUUGGGGGGCUUACUUAUUAAAGAGAGACAUCAUUUCAAUGUCUUUUGCACCGCGAGAUACACAUGAAGCCCAGGUGCAGUUUGCCUUAGAGCGAGGAGUUCCUGCUAUGAUUGGCAUCAUGGCUUCCCAAAGGCUUCCUUACCCUGCAAGGGCUUUCGACAUGGCUCACUGUUCCCGUUGCUUAAUACCCUGGAACAAGUAUGAUGGACUGUAUUUGAUGGAAGUGGAUAGAGUAUUAAGGCCAGGAGGCUACUGGAUUCUUUCUGGACCUCCGAUCCGUUGGAAAAAGUACUGGAGAGGCUGGGAAAGGACUCAGGAAGAUCUAAAACAAGAACAAAAUUCAAUCGAGAAUGUAGCAAAGAAGUUGUGCUGGAACAAGGUCAUUGAACAGGGUGAUCUCUCCAUUUGGCAAAAGCCCAUGAAUCAUAUUGAAUGUAUUAAGAGCAAGAAAACUUAUCCCACCCCACAUAUUUGCAAAUCAGACAAUACAGAUGCUGCUUGGUACAAAGACAUGGAGUCUUGUAUAGCCCCAUUACCUGAAGUAAGUAGCUCAGACGAAGUAGCAGGUGGAGCUCUCGAAAAAUGGCCUGAACGUGCACACGCUGUUCCUCCUAGAAUAAGCAGCAAUACUGUUCCAGGGAUUUCUGCUGAGAAAUACAGAGAAGACAAUGAUUUGUGGAAGGACAGAGUGGCAUAUUAUAAGAAGAUUGUCCCUCCUCUACCGCAAGGAAGGUAUCGAAAUUUGAUGGAUAUGAAUGCGUACUUGGGUGGUUUUGCAGCAGCUAUGGUUAAGUAUCCUGUUUGGGUUAUGAAUGUGGUUCCUGCCAAUUCAAAUCCAGACACUCUAGGUGUAGUUUAUGAGCGCGGUUUCAUUGGUGUAUACCAUGACUGGUGUGAAGCAUUCUCUUCAUAUCCAAGAACUUAUGACCUUAUUCAUGCUGCUGGAGUUUUCAGCAUCUACCAGGACAGGUGCGACAUUACCUACAUUUUGCUCGAGAUGGACAGAUUACUGAGACCGGAAGGGACAGUGAUAUUCCGAGACACAGUAGAAGUUCUAGUGAAGAUUCAAGCAAUCACAAAGAGAAUGAAGUGGAAAAGCCAUAUUGCAGAUCAUGAAAGUGGUCCAUUCAACCCAGAGAAAAUUCUUGUUGCUGUUAAAACAUACUGGACAGGCGGUGCGCAGCAAAGCAGCUAAAGAUUUGUUCUUAAACAAACUCUUUAUGCUGUUGCUAUUGAUUUUUCAAUAGCUAAAUUGAUAUUAUCAGAUUCUUUCGUAUCUCCUAAUGGAAAAUCAUUCUUGUUAGAUGAUUUUUACAUCAGAGAUAACAGAUUCGAGUGGAAGUAAAUGCUAUUAGGAAUUGAUGCUUUUU
Chenopodium quinoa (quinoa) is the source of this 2211-nucleotide messenger RNA. RefSeq names its product probable methyltransferase PMT18. Bases 90 to 2036 code for a protein of 648 amino acids. Gene Ontology annotation, cellular component: endosome; cytoplasm; trans-Golgi network. Gene Ontology annotation, molecular function: methyltransferase activity. The transcript has 5 exons. The record is from RefSeq and is a predicted model, not a curated record. Lineage: Eukaryota; Viridiplantae; Streptophyta; Magnoliopsida; Caryophyllales; Amaranthaceae.